Molecule: messenger RNA, 1895 nt
Organism: Impatiens glandulifera
Lineage: Eukaryota; Viridiplantae; Streptophyta; Magnoliopsida; Ericales; Balsaminaceae
Product: serine/threonine-protein kinase STY13-like
Exons: 6
Coding region: 604-1737 (377 amino acids)
Biological process (GO): protein phosphorylation
Molecular function (GO): protein kinase activity; ATP binding
Source: RefSeq, a predicted model, not a curated record
GAAUUUAGUAUCUUUCAUCGGAAAGCCACCCUCCGACCUCAUUUUCUAGAGAGAGAGAAAGAGAAGAAGGUAUGGCCUCCACCUUCUUUUAUUUUUUCUAGGGUUAGGUUUUCUUCCAUUCUACACAACCUGCCCCAUCACCACUUUGAUCGUUCUCUAUCUAACUUUAUGUAUUUUAUCUCUCAAUAACUUCCCUUUUCCCGCCGACCCACUGUUUAUCGAUUCUUAUCUACUUCGAUUACUAUGCUUUAAGCUCAACUUGGAGUUGAAGAAGCUGGGUAUAUACAGAAUUCAUUCAAAUUUUCUACAGUUUUCAGUCUGCUGAUGAAAGGUACCUUCUUUUGCAUGAAGGAGAUAUAUUUGUCUAUAUUCUGAGAAAAAAAUCAUUUCUUGAUCGAGUAAUCGGUGGAUAUUCGAAAGUCUUCUUUGGUUUGGUCAACGAAAUUAUUGACUUGGUCUUCUGUAAAUGGGUGCUGGGAGUUCGAUUAGGUUGACAUGUGAAGGUGUAGCUGGAGUUAUUAAAGCAUUGAAAGUAGAAUUCUGAUGUUGGGUUUGAUUAAUGAGAUAAAAUGAGAUGUCGGGGAUUAAUCUGAGUGUUGCAAUAUGAGCUACAGUGAAACUAGUAGUGGAGAGGAAAGAGUACAUGAUAGAUCAACAACCACAAGCAAAUCGGUUGAACCGGUUGUACAGAAUGGAUUGGUUUCUGCUAUGGAGCCAAAACUUGAUGAGAGUUUGCUUAUUGAUCCUAAAGUUCUGUUUAUUGGAUCAAAACUUGGUGAGGGUGCUCAUGGGAAAGUUUAUGAAGGAAGGUAUUUAAACCAAAUUGUUGCAGUAAAAGUUCUUCAUGGGGACACAUCUGUGGACAAGACUGAGCUAGAAAGUCGAUUUGUCCGUGAAGUCAACAUGAUGUCCAAAGUGAAACAUGAGAACCUUGUGAAAUUUAUUGGAGCUUGUAAUGAUCCUUUGAUGGUCAUAGUUACUGAGCUCUUACCAGGAAUGUCUCUUCGGAAAUAUUUAUCCAGUCUCCGUCCAACAAAAUUAGAUCUUCAUUUGGCUUUGAGUUUUUCCCUUGACAUUGCUAAAGCUAUGGAUUGUCUACAUGCAAAUGGGAUCAUACACAGAGAUCUAAAGCCUGACAAUAUACUGCUAACGGCUGAUAAAAAAUCCAUCAAGCUUGCGGAUUUUGGACUUGCAAGGGAAGAAUCUGUUACGGAAAUGAUGACAGCGGAGACUGGAACUUAUAGAUGGAUGGCUCCUGAGUUAUAUAGCACUGUGACGUUACGUCAGGGGGAGAAAAAACAUUACAACAAUAAGGUUGAUGUCUACAGUUUCGGCAUUGUCUUAUGGGAAUUACUGACCAAUCGAAUGCCAUUUGAAGGCAUGUCAAAUUUGCAAGCUGCAUACGCCGCCGCUUUUAAGCAGGAGAGGCCUGGUAUUCCCGAUGAUAUAGCUCCAGAUCUUGCAUUCAUCAUACAGUCAUGUUGGGUUGAGGAUCCAAACAUGCGACCCACUUUCAGUCAAGUAAUCAGAAUGCUGAACGCAUUUUUCUUCACCCUUAUGCCAGAAUCCUCAAAGUCCUCAACCGUAUCUCAAACUGACGAUUCCACAACUGGAGCGAGUACUAGUAGUAACAAUGGGACUCUAGUAGAAAUGUCUGCACGAGCCAGAGGAGGGAAAUUCGCGUUUAUUCGUCAGCUAUUUGCUGCCAAGAGAGGAAGGAAUUCUUUGAGUGGAUAAACAGGUAAAUGUAGGAGAUAGAUUUUAUAACAUGAAAUCACUAUGAUGAUGAUGAUAUCUAUAAUAUAUGUUAAUCUAUAGAUGAAAUAGUGGUAGAACAAUGUCACUUGGUAUGAUGAAUACAUUCAGAAAUAAAUAAAUUUUAUGUCUUUUUAACA